CAUUCAGGUUCAGUCACUCAUUGAACGCCCGAAGGCGCGAAACGUUGUCGUUUGCCGUUCUUAUCAACGUUCGGAGAACGGACUUUUCACCAUUAACUUGGAAUCCGGAUAGCAAUUAACUAAGUUUUUAUUAAGGUUUGUCUACCUAAAGGAAAUUUACAAAGUUUGCCGGUUCAAUAUGACGGCAAGCAAGCAGCAGGAGGCCGAGGCCGAACAUGAUCCCCAGGUGGUGGUCACACCCGCAGAUGCUACCCACAGCUCUCGCCAUGACAAGGGUCUGUGGCGGGAUCUCACCUCCUACUGGAUCCUGGGUCUGUGCAACAACUAUGGCUAUGUGGUGAUGCUAAGUGCUGCGCACGAUAUCAUCAAGCAGUUUAAUCCGAACGACGAGUCUGCCGAGAGUGAUUCGGGUAGAAAUUGCCACUUGGUGUCCACCGGAGCCAUUCUGUUGGCCGAUGUGCUUCCCUCACUGUUUGUCAAAAUGCUGAUGCCCUUCUUUCCCUUUUGGGUUAACUUUCGCAUUGCUCUGGCCGUGAUCUUCUCGGCAGCUGGUUUCCUGCUGGUGGGUUUCGCCAAUGCCGAGUGGAUGGCCCUGCUGGGCGUGAUCAUUACCUCGGCUAGCAGUGGAAUUGGAGAGACCACUUUUCUGGCCUAUUCUUCGCGCUACAACAAGAAUGUGAUAUCCACCUGGUCAUCUGGAACUGGUGGUGCCGGUGUCAUCGGUUCCCUUAGCUAUGCCAGCUUGAGAUCUCUGGACUUUAGUCCCAGGGACACUAUGCUGAUAAUGCUGAUCUUUCCGGCCAUAGAGGCCUUUGCCUUUUGGUUGCUCCUGCGUCGUCCUCAGGUCGACAUCCUUCCGGUCACCACAGUGGAGUCCACUGAGGUGCUGAUCUCCGACGAGAAGCCGCUGGUUGGCUUCAAAGAGAAGUUCUUCUACAUCAAGCAUCUCUUCAAGUACAUGUUGCCGCUCUGCCUGGUGUAUUUCUUUGAGUACUUCAUCAAUCAGGGAUUGUUUGAGUUGGUAUACUUCGAGGACAUCUUCCUGGACAAGGAUUCGCAGUAUCGCUGGCUGAAUGUGGACUAUCAGAUUGGUGUCUUCAUAUCUCGGUCAUCGGUGAACAUCUUCCAGCUAGACAAGAUCUGGCUGAUGUCAAUCUUCCAGUUUGUCAAUGUGAUCUACUUCCUCACCGAGGUCAUCUGGUGGUACACGCCCAGCAUCUGGAUAGUGUUCGCCAUUGUCCUAUGGGAGGGCCUUCUCGGAGGCGGUGCCUACGUGAACACCUUCUAUCGGAUGUCCAAGGAAAUAUCACCAGAGCGUCAGCAAUUCGCCAUGGCCAUGGUGGUCCAGUCGGAUUCCUAUGGAAUUGCCCUGGCCGGUUUCCUUGCCAUUCCCGUGCACAACGCCAUCUGUGGAUUGCCGGCGGCGGUAAGAAGCGUUGUCUGGUGAUCGAUAAUUGGUUCUGGAUCAGGAUCAGGAUCAGAUUAUGCCUUUACUGUGUGCAUGUGUUGCUAAUUAAGUGUGUAUGUCUGUGCAUGUCCCGAUAGUAUUAGCCACUGAGUGUGACUCCCAGGAGCCAGGUGUGUAGAUGUUAUGUACUGCUCCUGUUCGAUUACUCUAAGCUUAGUUUAAUAACAAAUAAAAUAUAUACAUUUUUGUGCUCUUAAAAAUGAUAUUUUAAUGUGUUAAAAAAGGUAUCUAACGAACUUUACUAAUAAACAAAUAGAAGUCGACUUAAAAAUGUUUAACCCUGACAGUUCUGGGACUUUCAAUUUGCCAAAGCCAAGUGUAAUGCAUAUCUUUAAAGUUUAUUCUUUCCAAAUCGAUCACGGCUAACCAGAUCGCUAUAACUACACCGAAAA
This is a messenger RNA of Drosophila serrata, 1860 nucleotides long. RefSeq names its product CLN3 lysosomal/endosomal transmembrane protein, battenin (gene Cln3). Gene Ontology annotation, biological process: lysosome organization; regulation of intracellular pH. Lineage: Eukaryota; Metazoa; Arthropoda; Insecta; Diptera; Drosophilidae. Gene Ontology annotation, cellular component: lysosome; membrane. The record is from RefSeq and is a predicted model, not a curated record.